Messenger RNA from Symbiodinium sp. CCMP2592, 735 nucleotides. NCBI's taxonomy places the organism in Eukaryota, Dinophyceae, Suessiales, Symbiodiniaceae. The record is from the annotation of a GenBank genome assembly.
AUGUUGGACAGCGACGGGUUCGAGUUGCUGUGGCAGCAGGACAACACGCGAAUGGAAGUGAAGCGGGAUCCGAGCUGCCGGGUCUUCGAGUAUCGCCUCGUAAUCGAUUUGGAGCAGCCGCUGAGCCAGGCCAUGUCCCACUUUGAGGAGGUGGACCUCAUCCACAAGGUUCAGAAGCAGCUGUGCCAGCCCGUGAGAACUCUGGGCAGCGCAUCUCCUUGGCAAAAGGUGUACAUGAUGUGCUUCAACAUUACAGUCUUGCGCAUCGAGGUGCUGCAUGAACUGUUCCGAUACCGGGAUGAGACGAACGGGUUUAUCUUGGAAGGCAUCCGCACAGAAUUCGACCAGACAGCCUUGGAUGUCCCGGCCAAGUCCUGGCGCGCCAUCCGGCCGUGGAGCAUCACAGCAAAUCUCUGGAAGCCGCAUGAGGAUGGCUCUGGCAGGACUACCUUCAUCCAUGUGUCUCGUGCCGAAGCCGGGAUGACGUUGGCAUCUUGGAUGCUGGACACAGCGGCCUACUACGUGGCUCGCGGCUUUGCAUCGGAUGUCAACAAAGCCGCUUUCGAAGCUUCGCUGCCGGGAAGCCCAUGGAUGGAGCGCAUGCAAGCCGACAAGGAUGGCUUCUAUCGUGAGCUGCAAAAGAUAGAGAAGAUGAGAAGCCCUGUGCCUUGGGAUAGCCGUUCCUUGGACUAUCUUGGGCUCAGAACCGCUUUCGCAAAUCAGCUCUUCUGCUAG